This is a messenger RNA of Sabethes cyaneus, 5205 nucleotides long. RefSeq names its product diacylglycerol kinase eta. The record is from RefSeq and is a predicted model, not a curated record. Gene Ontology annotation, biological process: intracellular signal transduction; diacylglycerol metabolic process; lipid phosphorylation. The transcript has 12 exons. The coding region runs from base 16 to 5205 and encodes 1729 amino acids. Gene Ontology annotation, molecular function: protein binding; ATP-dependent diacylglycerol kinase activity. NCBI's taxonomy places the organism in Eukaryota, Metazoa, Arthropoda, Insecta, Diptera, Culicidae.
GAAAAUCGCCGUGAGAUGGAAGACUGGCUGCAAGCACUGAAAGUGGCUUCGACGAGAGAAUUCUUCGAAGCUGGGCCACCCGAUCAGCAUGACUUCCUUUCCGGGCACCACCACUGGUAUGCUACUUCCCACGCUAGGCCCACCUACUGCAACGUUUGUCGGGAAGCUCUAUCUGGAGUUACCUCGCACGGUCUGUCGUGUGAAGUGUGUAAAUGCAAGGUGCACAAGCGAUGCGCUGCUAAAGCGAUAUCCAAUUGCAAAUGGACUACUUUGGCCUCGGUCGGGCAGUACAUCAUCGAAGAUAAUGAUGGGAACAUCGUCAUGCCCCAUCAAUGGAUGGAGGGCAAUCUGCCGGUAUCGGCAAAGUGCAUCGUUUGUGACAGAACGUGCGGUUCCGUGAUUAGGCUGCAGGAUUGGCGCUGUCUUUGGUGCCGCUCAACCGUUCAUACCGCAUGUAGACCUCGGGCUCUGGUAGCCUGUCCACUCGGACCGGCACGGGUAUCGGUGGUUCCGCCAAUAUCGCUCCAUUCAAUCGGAAUCGACGAUGCCUGGGACGUGUGCAAACCGCACGGUAGCUUCUCGCCGCUGCUGGUGUUCGUGAAUUCCAAAUCCGGUGACAACCAGGGCGUCAAGUUUCUGCGACGCUUCAAACAGCUGCUGAAUCCGGCGCAGGUGUUCGAUCUGAUCUUGAGCGGUCCGGGACUGGGACUGCGGCUGUUCCGUCACUUUGACCCAUUCCGGAUACUGAUUUGUUCGGGUGACGGUUCGGUCGGUUGGGUUCUCAGUGAAAUCGAUAAGCUAAAUAUGACGAAACAAUGCCAAAUAGCAGUGCUGCCACUCGGCACCGGAAACGAUUUGGCUCGGGUGCUGGGCUGGGGCAGCUCCUGCGAUGAUGACGCACAUUUACCGCAGCUGCUUGAGCGCUACGAACAGGCCAGCACCAAGAUGCUGGACAGGUGGAGCGUCAUGAUAUUUGAACGGGACAUCGGCAUCGUAGCUCCAACGCGCACCCCCAAGAUGUCCAUAUCGCACCACCCGGAUCCGGUAUUGUUUCAGUACGAGGAUGACGUGUUGGGUCACCUGCAGUUGAUUUUAAGCAACGACGAUACUUCUACCAUGGUCCAGGCCACCAGAGAUCUGUGUGUAGGCGUAAACGAGUUCAUCUCCAGGGUGAGAGAGAACAGCUCCGAAGAAGAGCAAUUAAGCAUCAAAUGUGAUAUUUUAAGACAAAAAUUAGGCAUGUUAUUAGAUACUCUGAAGGAAGAAGAAGCUGGUCUUCAUGGCGACGACGAAUUAUUUCGAACACUGAAAGAAAUUGCUCAAAAAAGUGCCUCAGAAAGACCAAUAGAUACCGAAUUCUCAACGCAUAGAAAAACCAUAGAAAAAAACGAAAAAGACAAGCUGAAUUCCAAAGAACGCACAAGUAGAAUCGACCGUUCGGAGAAGGAAGCACUUUUGUGUCGCGCCAACAGUCUGAAGCGAGCAAUACACGACGUGUUGAAGUACAGUGAGACCAGUGGUCUUUACGUACCUCCGAAGCGAAUGUCGAUACCGAUCAACAUACGAGGUGAGCCCCCAUCAAGUGGUUCGCCAAAUUUGACGGCAACUCAACAUCCGAUGCCGACGAUGUCUCCGUCGGUGUCAACCACGCGCCUUACCUGCAUAUCACCGCUGCCGGAUUUGCGUCGGGACUCGAUGGAUGAGCACUUUCUGAGCAGUGUCAACCUUCCGGUGCCGAAGCAAUUUGCCGACGGGGGAAGCCGUCGCAGCUCGGCCGUACCGGAGAAUUAUCGAAUCUCCAGCAUUGAGGAGCUGGAGGAGAACAGUAUUCAUGCAGAUAAAAACGAAGAAUUUGUGCUGACAGUGGAACAAAUCGCGAACAUCGAAGAAAAUGUAGACAAUCAAGCCAAAGACGAUAAGGAUGAUACGCUGAAUCAGAAGUCCACUACAACGACCACAUCGGAUUCGCAGUCAACCACCGCUCCGUACGACUUCUCCUUUGAGUCCGAUACGAAAACGGUAAAGUUUGAGUUGGACGCCAACAGUGCUUUCGAACGGCUCGGGUUCAAACCAUUCAAAAAGACCAUAGAACUGCACCAGCAACAACAACAGCAGCAGCAACAGCAACAGAAAUGUGAUUCCGCCUAUCUACAGUUUCAACCGAUCGAAGUUUAUGAACGGAAUCUGUAUCGCAAUCAGCUACAACAGCAGCAGCAACAUCAGAGGUCAACCAUCAGUCUCGGUCGACCACCACCGCUGCACAGUGAACCGACCUCGAGAAGCUCCAACACGCUGCAAGUGCCAAACAUCAAUCUACCGACCAUGGAGAAGCCACCGGAGAAUGCGUACUACAGCGAGAAUAUUACCAUAAUCGAUACGGAUAUGCCGGAGCGCUCCUCUUCGGACGAAAUCCCCGGCGAAGCCAGCGACGUACUGUCAGCCAUAAGCAACGAAGAAUGCAGUGUCACCUCGGAGAUAUUGGACAGACAAUCAGAGAACAAUUCUCAACUGCACAUAGCCGACCUAAUUCAGGAUCUCGACACGGACCGGUUCAGCCACAUCGACUCACCGGAAACGAGUGACACCACCGAAGCACUGCACGGGGAAAGCUUGAUGGACGACAUCAGCUCCGUACUGGGACAGGAUCUGCUGGGUGCACUACAGGACAAUACAAUCACCGAGGACACCACAACCCUCUGCACCCUGGAUCACACAAAAAGACGCAGUUUUAAAAAUAAACAGCAGCAGCAGCAACAACAACAACGAAUUGAAAACAUCGAGUUAGACCAGUUUGGUUUCGAGAAUCGGGUGUUCGAUAUCGACAACAGAUGUGACGAUCAGAAGGUCCGUGAACCAAGGUAUUGCAGCCUAGCGAAGUUCGUCGAAGGUAAUGAUAUUGCUAGGAAAAGUUUCAAGAGACCUGCUGGCAGGGGUCAUCCCAUCAGAAGCCUAGCCGCUAGAGCCUACAAUGUGCCGGAAAACGAAUACGUCAAUGCAAAAGCCCUCUGUGCCAACUUGCUACCUCCGCAAGGCUCACCAUCGGAUGUAUCCAUCUCGGACACCGAAACGGUCCAAACAUCGAAGAUCGGCUAUCGCAAGCUAAGCUCUUCGGCAACCAACGCCGACGAAGAGAGUUUAUCGGACGAAGAAGAAAAGGCUGACCAAUCGGACGAGGAUCACGACUCCGAAGGAGCCGUCGGUGGCGAAGAAUGUAAGGAUAAAAAUAAAUCGGAACCAAACUCACCAGAAAUUCCCGGAAUUCCAACAAUCAACGUGGUGGUCGAGCCUCCAUCACCGGCGAUGAGUGACGAACUGCGUUCGCUUCGGAUGCCGGAAAUUCGACGCCACUCAAGCCAUACGCCGAACAUGCUGGCACCACGCGAAGUCGAUAUCAAUCGACGCCACUCGGGUAAUAAUCCGAACUUGCUCGGUCUAGACUCGGAGCAUAUUCGGUUUUUGAACUGUUCACCGGCUGCCUCGCGGCGCAUCAGCAGUGGCAGUUUGUUGUUCAAGCCGGAGGCUCUCGGAAGCUCCAAAAGCAAUAUUUUUAGCUCCAACUUGGGCCUGUUCAACUUCGAAAGGGAUGUCGAAAGCAAAGAAAAGGAAGAUAAGAAGAAGGAUGAAAAAGAGGAGAAAGUAAAGAAACUACCCAUCAUCAAUCCUCUAGUCACGCUACCAUCAUGGCCGAACGUGAACAGUGGAUUCAUCUCCAAAUGCUUACUAGCCAAUGCAGAUACCCUGUGUGCAGCCGUGAGUCCCCUGAUGGAUCCAGAUGAAACUCUUAUGGAAGGCUAUCAGGAGAAGGCUGUUUUGAACAACUACUUUGGCAUAGGAAUCGAUGCAAAGAUUUCGUUAGAUUUUCAUUUGAAGCGCGAGGAACACCCGGAGAAGUGUCGAUCACGAGCGAAGAACUACAUGUGGUAUGGAGUGCUUGGCUCGAAGCAACUGCUACAGAAGACGUACAAAAAUUUGGAACAAAAGGUUCAAUUAGAAUGCGAUGGCCAACGAAUUCCGUUGCCCUCCCUUCAGGGUAUUGUAAUACUAAACAUUCCAAGCUUCAUGGGUGGUACGAACUUUUGGGGUAACAAAAAACAGGACGAUCUAUUUUUGGCACAAAGUUUCGACGAUCGUAUCCUGGAAGUAGUUGCCGUGUUCGGUUCCGUUCAGAUGGCCGCCUCCCGUUUGAUAAACAUCCAACAUCACCGAAUUGCUCAGUGCCAAAGUGUUCAAAUUAAUAUCUUAGGAGAAGAAUGCGUCCCUAUCCAAGUGGAUGGCGAAGCAUGGCUGCAACCUCCCGGCAUGAUAAGAAUCAUUCACAAGAAUCGAGUACAGAUGCUGUGCCGCAACCGAAACCUGGAGGUAUCGCUCAAGACUUGGCAGGAGAAACAACGGCAGCACAGCAUUUCGAUCGCACGGGACAAUCCCUCGACGGCAUCCGAACAUCUGGUAGCCCCCUCGGAAGAUAUAUUCUCCGAGCGAGAAACCUACCUGCUGCUGAACUUUAUCGAAUGCGUGGCCACCCUGGUCAAGUGGGUUAAAUUUUUGAUAAUAUCGCAUCCAUCGCUGCAACCGGAUUUGUAUGCAGUGGCCUCCAAAACGGCGGACGCUUUGGAAUCGAUUCAUCCCGGUGGCAAGAUUAUUGAUGGGCCUCAUUUGAGACGGCAACUGACGGAACUGGUUAAAUCGGCCCGACAGCUGUACGAGGACACGUGCGAUCUGCUGCGCGAGCGCAGCCACAGUCUCAUCCUGCGCGAAGAUCUCGAAACGAAGCUCAGCGUUUCGCUCGCCAACAUGGAGAUGGAACUGGGCAAAUGCAGCCUACAGCAGACAAACAGCGGUGAGACGAAAGUCUAUCUGAACGUACUGGCACCGAACGAGGACAGCGACCAUCACCACCGGAAGAAACAGAAACCGUUCUGGUUGCGAUUCCGGGGCCAUCACCAGCCCAGUAGCGGCGCCUGCAGUGCGGGAGCGAUUCCUACCCAGCGGGAUGCCGUCAGUAGCUGGGGGGUUGGCGAGGUGGUUACCUGGCUGGAGGCAAUGCAGCUGGCAGAGUACGCGGAUAGUUUUAUCAAAAACGACAUCCGAGGUAAGGAGCUGCUGACGCUGGCCAGACGUGACCUGAAGGAUCUGGGAGUCACCAAAGUGGGUCACGUGAAACGGAUCUUGCAAGCUAUCAAGGAUCUCGGAAGCGACGGUGGCUAA